UUCGGAUAUCUCUUACUGCGGUUUCCGUUUUGUCUGCCAGCCCUCUUGUCUGCUGAGGAAACUUGCGUGCUGGCUUGUGAGCCAGCAUGCUGUCUGUCCUUCACAGCAUACACGAUUUACAUGCCUCGGGCUGGGAGGCUUUUGACUUCAGGCCCUGGACGAGGUUUCCUCUGGAGAGAGCAGCUGCCCAGCGACCUGCUCCCCGGCGGCUGACUCUGCCCGGGCCGCAGCCCCCGGCUCCCUCAGCCCCCGACUCCACUGAGAUGUUUCUCUCCAGACCGAGGGCCACGAACAGGAAGCCGGGCCCGCUGCCCACCUGCCCCAACGUCCUCACCCCCGACCGGAUCCCCAAGUUUUUCAUCCCCCCCAAACUCUCCACCCUGUAUGGUAGAGCCCCGGGCGGGAGCCCCGGUUCCCAGCAGAGCCCCCAAGGGACCGGGAGCCCGGAGACACACAGGGCUCUGAGCAGAGCUGCCGAUCGGCGUGUCACCCACGCGCCGAGCCUGCACCAGGACCCUGUGGCCAGGGCAGAGGGUGAGGCUGGCCAGCAGCUCCCCCCUGCCUGCUCCAUGCCCCACCUCGUCAGCCCAGGGGGUUUCCCCCUCCUGCCCGAGAGCCCCCACACGCGCCGAAGGGAGUCCCUCUUUCACACCACGUGCCCACCCCACCGCAUCUCCCUCGAUCUCUCCCCCGAGCCCGGCGCCAGGCUCCUGCCCCCAGAGCUGCGGCCCUGGCGGCCCGUCUCCCAGCCCCACGCCUUGGACAGCGACACGGCCUCCUCUGCGGGUUCCUCGCCCUUCAGCUCUCCGGUGCUGGGGCACUCGCUGGCCUGCCAGGCCCACUGGGGCCGGCCCCUCUGCAGCCGCACCCUGGAUGCCCAGGCCGGGGGCCGGGCCAGCUCGCUGUCUGCCGAGGAAGCCAGCUCUACGGACGAGAGCCCCAGCUUCCCACGCCGACAGGCUGAGCCCAGCUGGGGGGCAGGGGCCAGGCUGGUCCCCCCACCCUUCUACCCUUUGGACUUCAUCUGCCGCCCCCCGCGGGUGGCCCAGGAGAACACGGUGGCGCUGAGCCGAGGCGGGUGCCUGCGCCUCUCCUCCGAGUACGUCCCGGCCAGCUGGCGCCUGCACGUCCGGCUGGUCAGUGCCGAGGGGCUCUACCCGCGGCCCUGCGACCCCCGGCGCGUCGGCUGCUGCGUGGCCCUGCAGCUGCGACCCGGCAAGGCGCCGAAGCAGCGCAGCGCCGUGGUCAAGAGGAGCCGGAGCCCCAUCUUCAAUGAGGACUUCUUCUUCGAGGGCCUGGCGCCCCACGAGCUGCCCGCCCACCGCCUCCGGCUCCAGGCGCUCAACAAGGGCUGGGGCGUGAGGCGGGACGCCGUGCUGGGCGAGGCCGAGGUCCCGCUGCCUGCCCUGCUGCCCCCCUAGGGGCCUGGGAGGAAGGAGAAUCAGAGAGCCACGUUUCGGGGGGCUGGAGGACCUAUGGCUACUGCCCAGCAACCCCCCCAGCCCUCCCCAAAAUGACCGGGCUGCCCCAGCCCCGGAUGGACAAGGGCUUGGCGUCCCCAUGCCCCUGGCCCACCAGGUGUGGGGCGCUCGGCAGGGGGGAGCGCUGGCCCCCAGGCUCUCUGUGCAGGGGGCGCUGGCUGCCUGGCGCCCAGCGAACUGUUGGUUUAUUUUUUGAUAAUAAAAAGGAGCCUGUGCUGCAUGGGAUCCCGGCUGUGGCUGCGUGUGGGGGCGCCGGCUGCAGCAGGGAGAGGGCCAGGCCUUCAUGGAGAGAGUGUGUGGCGUGAGCCACCCUUUGCCCAGCCCCUUAUCUCCUCCCAUUGCCUCCCCUCCCCUGCUCUGACUCCAGCAGUUUCUCUCCACCUGGCAAUGUGGGGAGGUGUCUCGCUCUGCCCGCAACAUGCACCACCUCUGGAUCCGGUUCCUGCUGCAGGGAGGGGGGAGGAGACACGCCAGCUGAGUUUGCAAAUAGGAGAAGAGAAAGCUGACAGCCAGCCAGCCAGCUGCCUCCUCCUGCCCCGGGGCUCUGAGCUGUGGGACAGCACAGCCGCUCCGGCAGGGGUCUGAACCUGUAGCCUCCAGUACUACACUCAGGAGGCCCCUACUGCUCACACUAUAGGUGGAGCUCUAGCAACAGCUCGCAGUAGUAGGUUCUUACCCUCUUCUGUGAAUCAGCCACAAGAGGGCAACACAACUCACAUUGCAGGUGCCACAAGGGUAGAAAGCAACAGCCUCCU
This is a messenger RNA of Mauremys reevesii (Reeves's turtle), 2236 nucleotides long. RefSeq names its product C2 calcium dependent domain containing 4D (gene C2CD4D). Lineage: Eukaryota; Metazoa; Chordata; Testudines; Geoemydidae. Bases 87 to 1421 code for a protein of 444 amino acids. The record is from RefSeq and is a predicted model, not a curated record. The transcript has 2 exons.